GAGCGAGAGGGUUGGUCAGGCGCCGCCGAGGGCACCCCGGGCGAGGGGGUCCUUCCUGAGCCUCCCCCUCCGGGGCGCAGAGGAGUCAAGAUGGCGGCCGCGCGAAGGCUAGGGGUGGCCGCGGUGGGGCUGGGCGGCCGCUUUUGCCGCUUGGGAUUAAACAGCAUUAAUACAAUGACCCAACAACGCCUAUAUUUUGCUAUGCCACAGAAGCCACCCACUCACUCUGCAGUACUACAACCAGCAAGGUCUAUGUUUAUUCAGACUCAGGACACUCCAAAUCCAAACAGCUUGAAAUUUAUCCCAGGAAAGCCAGUCUUGGAGUCUAGAACUAUGGAAUUCACCUCUCCUGCUUCCACAUAUUGCUCACCCUUGGCAAGACAGCUCUUCAGGAUUGAAGGAGUUAAAAGCAUCUUCUUUGGAACCGACUUCAUCACUGUCACAAAGGAAAGUGAGGAUGUGGACUGGAACUUAAUAAAACCUGAUAUUUAUGCAACUAUUAUGGAUUUCUAUUCUUCUGGUUUACCUGUCGUUACUGAUGAAGCACCUCGUUCAGACACAGCUCCAGCUGAAGAAGACGAUGAAGUUGUAUUAAUGAUAAAAGAGCUGCUGGAUACUAGAAUAAGGCCAACAGUCCAGGAAGAUGGUGGUGACGUUGUAUUCAAGGGCUUUGAGGAUGGGGUUGUGCAGUUGAAACUACAAGGCUCGUGCACAAGCUGCCCCAGUUCCAUCAUAACGCUGAAGAACGGCAUACAGAACAUGCUGCAGUUCUAUAUUCCAGAAGUAGAAAGUGUGGAACAGGUUAUUGAUGAUAAUGAGGAAGAAGAAAAAGAAGUAAACUCAACCUGACUCAAUGAAAGCUUUGGAAUCAUUGCAGAAAUAAUUUUUGCUGAUGGAUUUGUUACUAGAAGGGGACAAAAACCUCAACUUGUCAUCACUUUUUCCAGAGAUUUCUCAUUGGGACUGCUUCCAUCUGUGCUUGAUAGUUCUAAGGAAACUACUCAGAAAUAUUACUAAAGAAUAUCUGUCUAUUUCUCCCCCCCCCUUUUUUUUUUACACAAAAAAAAGGGAAGUCGAGGAGUGUGGACAGAAAGUGGUAUUCAAAGAACAUUUCCCCUCUCAGUUGAAUAUAGGUGCUGCAGUGCUUUAUAGCUAUAUUCUGUAGAAUGGUGCUGUGAUGGAUAUUGGUACAAACUUUUGACUUAUUAUUGAGAAGCCUUCCUGUUAUUUGAGACACACACUGAUCAAAUCCUGUUGUCUUUCACGCUUUCUGUAUUGAGGUCUUGCUGCAAAAGCCAUAUGGAUUUUGCCUAUCCAAAUGCAAAACGCUAUUGAGCAGAACCUGUUUUGUUCAUGGAAUAACCAGACCUUGUAUUUGACUGUAUUGUUCUCAUUUUCCUGUAGACCAAAUAAAAUACAAUCAGUAUUUA
This is a messenger RNA of Pogona vitticeps (central bearded dragon), 1430 nucleotides long. RefSeq names its product NFU1 iron-sulfur cluster scaffold (gene NFU1). The record is from RefSeq and is a predicted model, not a curated record. Lineage: Eukaryota; Metazoa; Chordata; Lepidosauria; Squamata; Agamidae. Gene Ontology annotation, cellular component: mitochondrion. Gene Ontology annotation, molecular function: iron ion binding; iron-sulfur cluster binding. Gene Ontology annotation, biological process: iron-sulfur cluster assembly.